Molecule: messenger RNA, 3253 nt
Organism: Eurytemora carolleeae
Lineage: Eukaryota; Metazoa; Arthropoda; Copepoda; Calanoida; Temoridae
Product: esterase E4
Exons: 30
Coding region: 3-2150 (715 amino acids)
Source: RefSeq, a predicted model, not a curated record
AAAUGCGAAUUUAUUUUAUUUGUUUGUUUUGUUUUCUGGUCCAGGAGAGAGGGGUUCAUCCACAGGGAGAUGAUCAGGGAGGUCGCAAUGUGAUUGGUCAGAACUCUCUAGCAACCCAUACUCACUUUACUAGGUCCGGGACAAUCAUUGGAACGAUUGAUUAUGAAGAUCCAAACCCAACCCUGACCAGUGGUUCCGCUAACCAGGAUUUUUUCUACAUGUUCAGGGGAAUUCCAUAUGGAACCCCACCAGUAGGAGAGCGUAGAUGGAAAGAUGCUGAACCCAUUCUAACCUGGAACAGGGAACUAGAUGCAACAAGGCCAAGACCUCCCUGCCCGCGCCCUGGUAGCUCUCAGAAUAUAGGCGUGACAGAGGAUUGUCUAUUUUUGAAUGUUUUCACAAAGAAUUUGAACAAAGCCAGAAACACUUUCGAUCAGCCUGUUGGUGGUGUGAGCAGUAUGAGUUCACGAGCUCAACCUGUUGUUCUUCCUCUCAGGCCGGUCAUUGUCUUUCUACCUGGCUUCACUUCAGACGGGGCCGGGUCUUUUGGUGCCAAUAAGCUUAUGAGAGAAAACCUAGUAAUUGUAACUGUUGAAUACAGAGUUGGAGCACUUGGAUUUCUAAGUGAUGGUUAUGACAGUGUUCCUGGAAAUUAUGGUAUAUCAGAUGUAAUCCUGGCCUUACGGUGGGUUCAGCAGGCCAUAUCAGACUUUGGGGGGAACCCGAGACAGGUAACCUUGGCAGGACAUGGACAAGGAGCUGUGAUAGCUCAUCUACUCUCCCUGCAGGCUUCAUCUUCAAGUUUAUUCCACCAGAUUAUCCUACAGAGUGGAUCAUGCUUCUGUCCGGGCUCUAUAUCAAGAUAUGGAGAGAAACCGAUCACCUAUGGUAGUACAGUUGAUGAAGUAAAGAGCGACGAUGAGGAUGAAGUUAUCCAGCCUUACAACAUUUAUAAAAAGAUGCUUUCUCUUACAGGAUGUUCAACACUAAAAUGUUUGAAAGACAAAAGUGUUCAAGAUAUUGUUCGAGCUCAGACUGAAAUAGAGAAAGAAAUGCUGCACACAAGAACUGUUUUUAUCCCUCUUGUUGAUGAAACCUUGAGGUCUUCUCCGCUUGUUUUUACUCCCAGUCGAGGUACCCAUGGUCCUUCAGCUAUUCUUAUCGGGACAACGCUUCAUGAAGGAUAUACAAUUGCUAAAAAAUAUGUUUCUGAUAAGCAGGGGGAUAUCAGCAGCAAAGAAACCAUCCGAACGAAGUUUCUGCCUGAGCUGAUGAGAAAGCUUGUCGGGAGAAGAAGAGGAAUGCAAAAAGAAUUUGUUGAAGUCAUCUUUAGGCAAUACUUCAACGAACUGGUGGACGGACAAACGACUGAAACUAUUGGAAUUAUUGCAAACAUGAUAGGCGAUUUUCUGAUAAAUUCUUGUGUGCGAGAAACUAUAGAUUUUCAUAGAAAGAAGGGUUCUGGUAGUAUACACGCUUACGUCUUCAGUUAUUCUUCUGAUACUGUGAGUAUGAGUGGUAAUCAAGGAUAUUCCUCCUCAAUGUACAGGAUGUAUUCUGAAGCCCCUGAGACUCCAAUACCACGUGGUACAGAUCUUCAUUACCUCUGGACCAUGCAGGCCGAGAAUAUGAGGACUAAUACCCCCACCUUGAAUACGGAAUCAGAUCUAAGUAGGUAUGAUGAAAGGCUGGUUUCCAAGAAUAUGACCAAUAUCUGGGACGAAUUUGCUAAAUCAGGGAUUCCAUCCCCUGUUAAUCACUAUGCCCAGGGUCUACCAUCAAGCUCUGCACUAGAUGCUGUCCCUAUUGUUUGGAGCAGAGUAGAGAAGCAAGGUCAAAUUGGAUAUUACAAUAUAAGCUUGACAAAGGAUGGAAUGUUUUAUGAUUAUAAAAAGUAUGAAUGCACCUUCUGGUUAGCUCAAGCUAGAUACGUAGAGAUUUUAUCCGCUAGAAUAUUCUUGUUUAAAGGGUUCAUGGUUGCUACGAUAGUUUUAUCCCUUCUAUUCCUGGCUUCCCUGGGAGCCAUCUUCUUCUUCGUAUUCCAGAUUCGUAGGAACAAACAGAAGAUGGAGAACGGAAGUCGCGGAUAUUCUGGUUGGUUGGCAAACAUGUCCUCAUCUGCACCAUCUGCCUUAAACCAGUGCUCCUGAUUCAAACAUGUCCUCAUCUAUAAUAAACCAAGGCUCCUGAUUCAAACAUGUUCUCAUCUACAAUAAUCCAGGGCUCCUUAUUCAAACAUGUCAUCAUCUACAAUAAACCAGGGCUCCUUAUUCAAACAUGUCAUUAAAUACGAUAAACCAGGGCUCCUUAUUCAAACAUGUCAUCAUCUACAAUAAACCAGGGCUCCUUAUUCAAACAUGUCAUCAUCUGCACCAUCUGCCUUAAACCAGUGCUCCUGAUUCAAACAUGUCCUCAUCUACCAAAAACCAGGGCUCCUGAUUCAAAUAUGUCCUCAUCUGCCUUAAACCAGUGCUCCUGAACCAACCAUGUCCUCAUCUACCAUAAACCAGGACUCCUGAACCAACCAUGUCCUCAUCUACCAUAAACCAGGACUCCUGAACUAACCAUGACCUCAUUUAUCAUAAACCAGUGCUCCUUAACCAAACAAGGGCUCCUGAACCAAAAAUGUCCUCAUCUACCAUAAACCAGGACUCCUGAACCAACCAUGUCCUCAUCUACCAUAAACCAGGACUCCUGAACCAACCAUGUCCUCAUCUACCAUAAACCAGGACUCCUGAACUAACCAUGACCUCAUCUACCAUAAACCAGGACUCCUGAACCAACCAUGUCCUCAUCUACCAUAAACCAGGACUCCUGAACCAACCAUGACCUCAUCUACCAUAAACCAGGACUCCUGAACCAACCAUGUCCUCAUCUACCAUAAACCAGGACUCCUAAACCAACCAUGACCUCAUAUACCAUAAACCAGUGCUCCUUAACCAAACAAGGGCUCCUGAACCAACCAUGACCUCAUAUACCAUAAACCAGGACUCCUGAACCAACCAUGUCCUCAUCUACCAUAAACCAGGACUCCUGAACAACCAUGACCUCAUAUACCAUAAACCAGUGCUCCUUAACCAAACAAGGGCUCCUGAACCAAACAUGUCCUCAUCUACCAUAAUCCUGCUAGAGUUACAGAACCAAGAACGUCCUGAUGUCAUGUGCCAUAAACCAGAGUUAAAACUAUUGUACAGUUUAUAUUUGUGAAUGUAAAAUUGAUAUUAAUCAAGAAAUAUAACAGAAGCAAUUGUUU